Messenger RNA from Xyrichtys novacula (pearly razorfish), 9233 nucleotides. The record is from the annotation of a GenBank genome assembly. Lineage: Eukaryota; Metazoa; Chordata; Actinopteri; Labriformes; Labridae.
ACAUUUCCCAGAAGCCAACGCGGGACGAGAGCAGACGUUUGUCAAAAUUCAACGCUGCAGAUGAGGCUCACGAGGUAUGGAUCAUCUACUCAUUUUGUGUACCGUUAAAACACCAUUAUGCUUCAUUGAGAUCAAAACUAUCUUUUUGCUUAUUGAAUAUGUUCCUAAGUACUUGAUUUUUAAGAUAAUACUGCUGAAGCAUGCUAACAAAGACUACGAGAAUGCAUUGUUUUUGCUCUUCAGAAACUAGCUCGUUAGCUAUUACUGCAUACCUGUACUGUAAAUUAUGGGCUGAUUAAGUGAUUUUUACGCAUGUUUGAAUCGUUGACACUCUAAAAUAUACAAAAAAAAAAAAACAAAGUACGUGCAGGUUUAACGGAACCCUGAGGAGAGCUUUGAGUGUUUGGUAUGCUGUCAUGUGGAGCUCUUGAACGCUCCCACUCUGUUACCCAAUGGCCGGCUUUUGUAACUUGUUUGUAUUGCCUUUAAAAGUCUCACCACGUAGUUCAGGCCACGUUAUCCAUUCCCAGAACAAACUGUGUCUGCUUGCGAGUUUAUUAAGCUCUACAUUGGUGACCAGAGAACACUUGAGGAGGUUUUUUUCUGUUUGCUUUAAUACAAGUUUUGUGACUGAUCAGAUAUCCAGUAUCUGAAAUUGUGAGAAUACUCACUAAGAUCAAUCACCAAAUGAUUCAAUAUUCAAAAAUGUAAUAAGUAUGUCAAUAUGUACUCUCAAUACUUGGUUUGAUGUCCUUUGAUUAUGUGUCACUGGAGCCCCAGUUUGCAUUAGUAGUGGCCUUUAUUGUGGGUCUCUCAUCUUCCUCUUGACAUUGCCCCAUAGCUUCUUUAUUGGGUUCGUCAUGACCUGGCUCAGGUGGUCACAACAAAUAGAAGAAAGGAAGACACACUCCAUGUAUAAACUCCCAAACAACCCCUUAUUAAUUCAAAUUGAUCUGAAUUAGAAUCUGUAAGAUAUGAGGUGUGUAAAUCUGUAUUGUGUAAGGUGUGCAUGGGUGGAAGUAGGUGUAUGUGUGCGACGGUGAUGUAAAGAGAAAACAAACUACAGCUAAACCAAGCCAAAGCCAAACCGAACCAAACUUAGUCAAGACAAACCAAGUAGAACCAAAAAGAGCCAAGUCAAACCAAAUCAAACAAAGCCAAGUCAAACCAAACUUAGUCAAGACAAGCCAAACCAAACCAAAUCAGCCAAAGCCAAACCAAACCAAACUUAGUCAAGACAAGCCAAACCAAACCAAAUCAACCAAAGCCAAACCAACCAAACUUAGUCAAGACAAGCCAAGCCAAACCAAGUACAUGUAAAGGCAGUCCGGAGAAACAAAAAAGGGAAUUGCAAGUAACUGUUGGAGCUUAAAUACUCCCAGCACUCAGGGCCCAGGUGUGCAUAGUUGCUCUGAUUAGGGUGCAGAGAAGCCAACCAGACACACUUCCUACAGCAGCAUGACCCUAUAGGGCAGGGGUGGGCAAUCAUGUGCCAUGGAGAGCUGAGAGGCUGCAGGUUUUCUUUCCAACCCAAAACUCCACCAGGUGAUUUCACUGAUUAGUCCCUGCUCUCUGCUUGGAGGGAAGGUAAUCAGUGAAACCACCUGGUGGAGUUUUGGGUUGGAAAGAAAACCUGCAGCCUCUCGGCCCUCCAUGGCACAUGAUUGCCCACCCCUGCUAUAGGGGCAUCACAGGUUAAUGUUAGGCAAGUUGACUGCACAGUUCAGCUCAAACCAUGGUUAGCAAAUCAUGUGGUUGUAGUUUUGGUGCUGAAUCCUGCUGAAAAAGGAAAUCAGUGUUGCCAUAAAGUAGCAGUAGGAGUAGUGCUGGUGCUGUGGGCAGGUGAUAAGUACGACUUGAAAUUGAAACCAGCAUCCCAGUGAAUCCUGUCAGUGAACAGACACAUGAAUCUGUUAAUAGGUGACUUUGGACUUGAUGAAUAGUGGACCAGCCAGGAGUCUUUCCUAUGAUUAUGACUGCUUGUUCUGAACUCUACUUCAUAUGUUGUUUUGAUGAUACUCUUAUUUAUACUUGGAUGCAGCUGUGCUUAAAAGACAAAUAAGCUUCAGACUGAACAGCUGUGGAAAUGUAGUCCACUCUGCUCAUUUCAAGUGUGUUUUAGUCUGUCACAUAUUUGCCCCCAAAGCACAUAACACACAUCCAUGCUUGAAUGUCAGCUGCACAGUGUCAAUACAGUCCAACUAACUGACAACAUUGUUAUCGUUUCAGGUUAACAAUGACACCUGUGCCUGCCGCUGGAUAGCCUUCUGUUGGAAAAUGAAUGGAGCGAAGGUCAACAUUUUCUCUUACAUGCAAAUGGAAGCAUGUAGCAAUUUAACUAACCUGUCGUCGCCUUGUUAGGUGAUCCAUUCUUAACAUUUCAGAGUGUGUGUGACACGGAGAGGCAGAGGAGUUGAGAGGAGAGCACAGUCAGAUUGAAGAAGUCUUUAACCCGUUUUGAGUUGAAAUCCUACAGGGCAUUAAGUCAAAACAAAUCCUCACAUGUUGAACUGACAGAGCAAAAAAAAAACAACAACAAAGUUACACUCUGCAUCCGAGAGUGGUCCACAAACAAGCCGACACAAUGGUAGAAGAUGAUGCUGCACAAAGUGGGGAGGAGAAGAUGGACUUGAAGGUACCUGCGUGUGAAGACAGCGCACCACUUGAAGAGGGGGACGCAGUUAUGGUUCCGUCUCCCUCUGAAGAGCCCCUAGAGGAAGCCAAGGAAGCUAAGGAGCCCAGAAAGUGGAAGUGGGCCGUGAUAUUCUUGUGUUUCUAUGGUUUUAUGGCAUCGAUAAAGCCCGGGGAGCCCUUUAUUACACCAUAUCUGCUCAGCCCUGAGAAGAACUUCACAAGGGAGCAGGUUAGUAAGCAUCCUCAGAGGGAAGUAUGUCUUUCUAAAUAAAUUAACCACAUAUGAAAUUAUGAAAGUUAGUCAUAAAAGCAUAUGUGGAUAUAGAAACCUGUAAGCAUUUCUCCUGCACUCAUAACACAGCAGAAGUUAAGGUGCCUCAGGGGGAUUUCGCUGCUCCACCGUACUGUGGACAAAGUUCACAUUCCUCCUAAGUGGGUCAGUGUAAUAGGCUUGUGGAGGUUUCUAAACGUCAAAAAAUUUCUUACAGGAGCUUUAAAGACACAUUAUUUAAAAGGAAACCUGUUUUAAAUCAAUAUUUUUUUGUGUCAUGUUGACCUGCUUUAUAACGUGAUAUAUUGUUAUCUACAGCUCUGUGAUGGAUGUAAUUAAUCAAUCAUUACACCAUCAAGGUCAAUUGUUGAACAGUUUAGAGAGAUAAGUUCAUGGUCAUAUGUUGAAAGACUUUUACCGGUAGCCAAAUGCUGAAUGUGCAAGACUGGGGGAGAGCAGGACUUGAAAACAAAACAUUACCCCACAUUUUAUCCUGAUAAGUUCAUCCCCGAAUUGUUCGACUUAUUUGUUUGCAUCAAGGUUCUCUGUCAUACAUUAUCAUCUGCGCUAACAGGACGUUUUAUUGCAUCAGUGGGAACAUGGUACCAAGAUUAUAAAUGUGUAAAGUGCAUACAUUAAGUUCUGUUUGGUCUUUCUUGUAUCCUUCAGGUGACCAAUGAGAUCACCCCUGUGCUGACCUACUCCUACAUGGCCGUGCUAGUGCCGGCCUUCCUCCUGACUGAUCUCCUGCGCUACAAGCCGGUCCUGAUCAUCCAGGGCAUCAGCCAGGUGAUCAUCUGGCUCAUCCUGCUCCUGGGCAGCAGCCUCCUGCAGAUGCAGUUCAUGGAGUUCUUCUACGGCAUCACCAUGGCGUGCCGCGUGGCCUACUCCUCCUACAUCUUCUCCCUGGUCAGCCCAGCCCUCUACCAGCGCGUGGCCGGGUACUCGCGCUCCUCCGUGCUCCUCGGGGUGUUCACCAGCUCGGCUCUGGGACAGAUGUGUCUGUCUCUCGGCAACAUCUCCUACUACACCCUCAACGCCAUCUCGUUGGGCUUCGUUAGCUUCGGUCUGCUGCUCUCGAUGUGCCUGCCAUGGCCCAAACGCUCUCUGUUUUUUAACCGGAGUCAGGAGCAGAAGGCAUUGGCUGCUAAAAAAUCCGAAUUGGACAGAAUGAAUCCGAAAGAGAGCAGCACGCCAACCUCGCCGGCUUCCCCAUGCUCAUCAUCGCGCUGGAGUGACUCGAUCUUGGUGCAGAUGCUGUUGGAGUUGAGGAACGUUGUGAGGUUGCCCAACCUGAGGCUUUGGUCGCUGUGGUGGAUCUUCAACUCUACAGGGUACUACCUGGUGCUGUUCUACGUUCACAUCCUUUGGAAUAAAGUGAACUCCGCCAAUGAGGACAAGCACGUCUACAACGGGGCAGUGGAGGCGUUAUCGACCCUGCUGAGUGAGAUAUUUUCUUCUUCUGCUGCCACAGGGUGUUCAAAUCGAAGCCGUGCUUUACCUACAGUGCUCUUGCAUCGGUUUAGUUUCAGUCUCACAGUCCUCACAUGCUUGUCCUUAACUCACUGUGCAACUGAAGCCUCAGGUCUAUUUUUACAUGCAAAUAAUGGAGGCGACUCCUCAUAGAGUACCAACAACAAAACAUCAGAAAGCCUUGAAAAUGUGGGUUUUUGUCUCGUUGAAAGUGUCUUUCCUGCACAGUGUUGCAUUUUGCAGAAAUCCCGAUCAAGUGUAAAUAAAACUGGAUCAAACCCUCAGUAUUAAACCUUUUUACAGGUCAUGAUCAGCAAAAAGUGCUAAAGUACUAAAAACUCAAUGGCAAAGUUGAUUGAUUCCAGAGAUGGAGGUUUAGGGAAAAAGGAUCUGAUUUGAUGACGAAAAUAUGCCAAGAAUUUGAUGUGUCAGUGCCUCUUUGUCAGCUGUUGUCCAGAGGUCGAGCGACUAAUCUUCCAUUUUUAUUGUGUGAGGUGAUUACGUCAGUGUUGGACCUUUAAACGGCUGUAAAGCAAAGUUAGCAGUUUGUUUAAAUAACCCUUGGGGCAUGUGAGCAGUAAAAGUUACGUCCUAAUAAAAUCUGACAGUUGCUGAAACGAUGACAUAAAAGACUGAUUGAAGACCCCUGAUAAGUGAUGAUUGUCCAUUUUUGAAACUUGAAUCUGAAUCAGCACUUGUGUCUCUCUGCAGGUGCUUUGACAUCCUUCGCUGCGGGUUUUGUGAAAAUCCGGUGGAACGUCUGGUCUGAGCUGGUCAUCGGCGUCAUCACGGCUGUGCAGGCCGGUCUGCUGCUCCUCAUGCGCACCACAGACAACAUCUGGCUCUGCUACGUCGCCUACAUCCUCUUCAGAGGCUUCUACCAGUUUCUGGUGCCCAUUGCAACGUGAGUGCCAAACAAACAUUUACCUUUAACUGUCUCGUCUGCGUGGUUCCUGCUGAUCAUCUUAUCAUCUCUACAGUUACCAGAUCGCCUCGUCACUCACCAAGGAGCUUUGUGCCUUAGUGUUUGGCAUCAACACAUUCCUGGGGACCAUCUUGAAGAGCAUCAUCAACCUGGUAUUUAUCGACAAGAGAGGCCUGGGGCUGGACGUGCAGUCUCAGGUAAACCAGUCAUUAGAUCAUUCAGAAACUAGAAAAGCAUUCAGAGAGCGCAGACCUCCACCAAGCAGCUCAUGUCCCCCCUUAUAUUGUGAUUCACACCAAAACUUUUACUGUUACGUGUCUUCUAUUAACGUUUAUUUGUGUUUAAACUGGUAUGUUCACUGUUCAUAAUGUUCCUAAAACAAGGAAUGCCCUGACCCAGAUUCGAACCCAGGACCUUCUUACUGUGAGGUGACAGUGCUAACCACUACACCACUACACCACCUAUCUGCACCACUGUGCCGCCCAUUGGUUAUCUUUCAGCAUUAAAAAUUCCAACGACACCCUUAUUUUUGUGUGUUCCGGAUCACCACCAAAAUUUAAUGGAAUCCUCCUGGGGCUGAGACGCACCUCUGGUGAAAAUUUCAGGUCAAUCCGUCUGUUACUUUCUCCGUAAAGUUGCUAACAGACAAACAAACAAACCAACAAACAAACCAACGCUAUCGAAAACAUAACCUCCUCGGCAGAGGUAAUAACUGAGGCAAAGACAGUGUAUAAACAUGGCCACUAUGCCUCCACCUCCUCCUGUUGGACAAUUGAUUUGCCACAAGACAAUAACUCCAAAGCACAAGAAAAAAGCUUGAGUGUACAAUAGGGCUGAACGAUAAACUGCAUUUGCAAUUACAUCCCGAUAUGAUGAAAUGCGAUUUACUAACCACAAAGGCUGCGAUUUUGACUGGUCACGUGACUUGCGAGCGGGUAGAGAGAGAAGUCAACACUGCACUCUAUCAAUCAAUCAAUCAAUCAAUCAAUCAAUCAAUCAAUCAAUCAGUCUUUAUUUAUAUAGCACUUUAUAUAAAUAACAUGUAACACAAAGUGCUUUACACAGAAAAAGGAAUAAAAGAGACAAAGAAUACCCAAAUUUACCCAAGAUUAAAAGAAUACCCAAAUACCUCUAUGGCAGUAUGGCCUUAUUCCACUACAGAAGCUGAUAUUGCAGGAAGUUUAGUACCAAAGAGGGGCAGCAUGGCAGUUGUGUGGAUUUUUUUUGGGCUAAAAAAGAUGCCGCUGCGCAACGUGUGCAGAACCUGUUGUGUUACUGUUGCUACAUCAGGAGGCAACAAAGCCACGUACAAUAGCUGAAUGGCUAAACCCCUAGCGACCACCGCUUCAACUUCAAACUACAUCUGCAUAACGAUGGAAAAUGCAUCCAAUAAAUAGACCCGACUCCAACGUUUUGGACGCCGAUUACAACUCGCCAUCGGUACAUAGAUUGGUAUCAUGACGUAUAUAAGGGCGGGUGAUAGUGUGUGAGCAGAGAGCCUGUUUGUGUGUGUGAAAUGAUAAUUGCCAGAAAGAAAAAUGUAUGAAUAAUUAAUCUGAUAUUGUUUACUAUGAUACAGAUUGAUUUAUUGUUUUUGUUGGUUGAAAAAUACAUUGAAGGAAAAAAAAAUUGCUUAUAAAUUAUUUUCCAAGAUUGUUCAGCCCUGGUAUACAAGAUGAUGAUCUAGUGGGAACAUGUUAUCAUGUAACCGCAAAAUAACGACUUAGGUGCACAAGAUGGGAACUCACUCGCAAGAUUGUUGUAUUCUCUGAGCAAGAUGAUCAGGAUUUCAUGUACAAAAUAAUGUGUUCCAACAAGAUGUUUUCAAAGUUGUAGUACCUGAUUGACGUCUGUUGUUCCUCCACAGUUCCUGGUGUAUUUUAUUUACUUCACCAUCCUCACCACGGUCUAUCUCGUCUGCGCCGCUGUGGUCAUCAUCCGCCACUACAGAAACCAGCCCAGGGAAGGAGGCGGGGCCAACGAAGAGGCCACACCCACAGAACUCUGCCCCGUGGCUUCCAAUUCAGAGGCGGAGUGUUUGUCAAACGGCAAAAGUGCCAAAGUUUAACAACAAAAGGGAUUUUUUUCUCACCUUCAGUGGAUCCUUGAGCUCUCCAUACUCUGCUGGAUUAAGAUUUCGUGCUCUUGGAUGAUGCUGGAGAUUACUCUCAACUAUUAAAGUGCCUCAUUAGUUACCUAAAGCUGCUGCACUACAGAUGGACAGGCUGCAGGCGCCUUUGUAGAGGUGGUCAAUCAAAAUUAUGUCCUGCAUCCUACAGCCUGACACUCCUCUUGUACCUGAUUAUGCAGCUCUAUGAUUAUAUCUAUAAGUGCCAUUUGAGGGUAGGCGUGGACCACAUUAUUGGCAAACUUUCCAGUAUUAAUAAUCACAUCACAAUGCCAGAGUCGAGCAAAACGGGUACAUUCUUUCUGAUCAUAUUUCAAGCUGUUUACUGCAGAUGGUAUUCAGUGUGAUUGUAUUCUCACUGCAGUGCUGCUUUUUUUGUGUAAAAGCAGCAGCUUUAUAGUAAGUGAAAUCAGCCAGAAUGUGCAAUCAUUGAUGAAACUUGAUUAUUUCACUCAAGUAUACACUAAUUUGAUCAUUUUUUUAACUCAAUUUGGUUGUUACAAGUGUGCUAUUUUAAUGUAAGUGUUGAAUGAACGGCCUGAAAGCAACAAUCUCUAGCACUGCUGCUAAUUCAUGAGGGCGGCUGUGGUGCUGUUCUGCCAAGCAACCACAAAAAAAGGCCCCAACUCUUUAGUGUCUUGUUUUGGUGUACAUAGGAACACAGUGUUACUCAUCGUGACCACAGUGGACACAUUCAGUAGGUUUUUUAAAAAACCAGACGUUUGAUUUUCACCCUGAUUUUUUUCUACAGCUGACUUUUGUGUUGGACUAAACUUACAUUAAGAGUGUAUAGUUAUUUUUGUAAAUUGAAAUUGAAAUAAUGGCUGAUAAAGAAGUAGCUGUGAACUUGUCUGAAUGCUGUAUAAAAGGAGAACACUGACUUUAAUCAGAUGUUUAUUUUUUAUUCACAAAUAAAAUGAGUUUGGUGGUUAAAGCGCUGUGAUCACUUGUCUUUGUCUGAGCAUAAACUAUCAAUGGUUUCUUAAAGCUACUGUCAGGGCAAAAAUGUAUGGUAAGAAAACAUCUUAAUCGAACAGAUGUGUCAGUCAUUGUUUAAAAUGCAAAGAGGAGCUGUCAAUCAUCUGCUCUGAUGCCUAACCUAAAACAAUAUUCAGGUUGUCGGUCUAGAUGCUUGUAAUCUUAUUUUCUUUUGAAGAUCACACAAAAGCAUCAGUAUUAACUUCAACCCUCUUUUGGCUUCAUUGUUAAUUAUUUAAUGUCUCUAUAUGAGAUGCACCUGUUUCUACACCAUCAACCUGUAUUUGUUGUAUGAUUGCACCAUCCUUGUACAGUUCAGCACUGUCGUCCCCAGUUUUCUCCAGCUCCUUUUAAAAGAAUAUUUUCAUGCCCCAGACUUUGUGUUCCUCAGACGUGGUUUUGUUUAGUCAGCUGCAGUUGUUGCUCACAGCAUGAACUCCGCCGGCCCAUUGUGUUUUGUUUUCCGGCGCUGUAUGUCUAAAGGAGGUCAGACUUUCCAUCUUGACUGUUUCCACAGCUGAUAAACCUCUUAAGAUGUAAAUGAAACAGCCUGGACUUCUCAUGUUUUUAUACUGUAAUAUUUAACAGUUUGUCUGUAAAUGUAUAUCUAGUUGCUCUUUAACCCUGAUGUUUCUCUGUGAGCAGUGACUCAGCAGUUUUAUCAGACGGUCUGUCAGUGUAUCUAUACUUCUAUAUGUUGAUAUGUUGAGCCUGAAUCAUCUGACAUUAAAUUGACUUUUUAAUUAUUUUUCUCAGUUGUGUCACACAAAGUGAAAUUUGGAUUUCGUGGCUACACUAAUUAAAGAAUCAUGAAUUUACCUGUC